AAUCAGCUGUUUUGGGUGGCUAACCAAAACAACAAAGAAUUUGUUUGAGAAAAUUGUUUAUUACUUCUUAUCCGCGGAUUAAAGAGUACUCGUCAUGGAUGGGCAUCUGCGCCUGCACAAGGUAGGCGACUACGCCGCACCGAGUCUCCAGGAGAAGGCCAGCAAGGCGGGCGGCAACAUGGAACAGCUUUCGGGCGUGAUGAUAAUCAUUAUAAUCAGCGGUGGAGUACUUACUUGCUUGAUGCUGUUCAUCUUUGCCAAGCGGCAGAUUAUGCGCUUCCAGCUGCGCGGACGUCGUGGGCCCCACGUUCCUGUAGGCAAUGAUGCCAAGAAGGCGCUAAGGAGAGAGAUUGAGCGGCGCCUGGACUGCAUCCAGAAAAUCACGCAGGAGCCGAAGCUGCUGUGGGACGAUGGCGACAAGUAUAUCGUUCAGCCGGAGCAGGAGUCACCAUUGCCACCCUACUACUACCGCAUGAAGGCGGUUGAUGACGUGAAACUGCUAGAAUCCGAAAUAGCGAGGGCGGACGGUAGCUCUCGACAUUCUCCUGAGAGCUUGAGGGCCUUUUUGCUGACCACUUUAUCGGUGACGCUGAACGGAGCAGGGCAGCGGAUGAUUCACCAAUACUGCGAUAUGUACGAACAUGCUCGGCACGAUCCGAAUGAGUUCGGAAAGGAUGAGUACAAGGCGUAUCAUCAUUUGCUGCUGAAGCUGAUGGAGGCAUCCAAACAGCUAAAGAACUACAACUCUCGUAAGGCAUCGCCUGCUCGAACGCCCAGGAAACAGACCAAAAUGCAUUCCCUGCUGGAUCCUGCGCGCCUGCGUCCGCCCACGACAUUGGAAAAUGUACAGCCCAGCAGUGAACUUACGACUGGACAGCACGCCAAGGUUAAUUUGACUCUGGGUCUGCAGGGCGGUGGUGGUGGUGGCGGUGGCGAUGGUCCCGCCGAGCUAGCCACAAAUCCUCUUCAUCUUCAAGCACCCUCCGACAGAGAUCUCAUUAUUCGCAAUAGAAUUAAGACACCUACACUGGAUGACAUCAUCGUAGAGGCGGACCACCAUCAGAGCAGUGAUGGAGGUGUCAUGGAUGACAACGAGAUUAAGAGUAUAUCAUCAAUGCAGUUUCAGCGGAACUCCAGCAAUGUCUAAGACAAUUUCCAAAGAAUCCAGACACUUUUUCUUUUGUGUCUUAUGGGUUUUAUGUCUGCCAGGAAAAUAUGGGUAUACAUUUUUUUGUUCUUUAUUUAUAUGUUGGAAAAAUGGCGAAUAAAUGCCAAUUGCUAUGCUACCUAUUGUUUAGCCCACAAGAA
Drosophila sechellia is the source of this 1308-nucleotide messenger RNA. RefSeq lists its product as uncharacterized. The transcript has 2 exons. NCBI's taxonomy places the organism in Eukaryota, Metazoa, Arthropoda, Insecta, Diptera, Drosophilidae. The coding region runs from base 95 to 1147 and encodes 350 amino acids. The record is from RefSeq and is a predicted model, not a curated record.